Molecule: messenger RNA, 2598 nt
Organism: Megalobrama amblycephala (Wuchang bream)
Lineage: Eukaryota; Metazoa; Chordata; Actinopteri; Cypriniformes; Xenocyprididae
Product: protein ALP1-like
Exons: 2
Coding region: 269-1642 (457 amino acids)
Source: RefSeq, a predicted model, not a curated record
ACAGUGUUAUUUUGGCAGCCAUUUUUGAUUUAGUCUUAGUCUUUAUCUUCAGACGAAAAUGCUCCUUAGUCUUAGUCACAUUUUAGUCAUGUUUUAGCCGACGAAAGGCCAUUGCAUUUUUGUCAAGUCUUAAGGGCCGUACACACCGGGACGAAUAUUCGCGCGCGUUAUGCGCCAGCGUUUUUCAACGCGUUUUUUGUGUUCACACCCAAGCGAUUUUCGCUGACGAUGAGCCGAGUGAACAUGCAAAUUCAUUCCCUGACAUUAGAUGGCGCUUAAUGUAAAACAGAAAUACCCCGGUACACAAGGUGGCGCUGCGCAACUUUACGCUUCUGACACUCGCUUUUCACUCAGAAGAAGAGAGCAAGUAUUUACGCGCUUGUCCAAAUCAUACAAAGAAAACAUGGAUAUUUCAAGCACCAGUAGCUCCAGCUCCAGCUCCAGGGAUGAAGAAAUUAUUGUUCUGUUGAAUGAGGAAAGACGCCGGAAAAGACGCCGAUAUUGGAUACAUCCCAUAGUUACAAGAAGAGAAGAACAUGGGGAGUUUUAUCGACUGGUACAAGAGCUGAAAAUGUAUCAUGAGCGUUUUUGGGGGUAUUUUAGAAUGUCCGUCAGUGAGUUCGAAAAUUUACUUCAACAACUGGCUCCCUCGCUGACAAAAGAACAGACACACUACCGUAAACCAAUCGACCCAGAACAGCGUUUGGCCGUGUGUUUACGUUUUCUAAGCACUGGGGACUCGUACCGCACUAUUGCGUCCAGCUUUCGACUUGGUGUGUCAACUGUGGCUUCGAUAGUGAGUGAAACCUGUGAUGCAUUGUGGCACUGCCUCAGAGAUGAACAUUUGCCAGUGCCUACUGAAGAGAUGUGGAGGAGUACAGCCAGGAGGUUCCAUGAAAGAUGGAAUUUCCCUAACUGCUUGGGAGCCAUGGAUGGGAAACACAUAUUCAUCCAGGCCCCUGCAAACUCUGGUUCUCUCUACUUUAAUUAUAAAGGUACGUUCUCCGUUGUAUUGCUGGCCUUAGUUGAUGCAGAUUACCGCUUCCUGGUGGUUGAUGUGGGGAGCUAUGGCAGCAACAGUGAUGGAGGCAUCUUUGCCAAUUCUGUGCUGGGAAAGGCACUCAGAGAUGGAACUCUGAAUGUUCCCCCUCCAAGUGAACUUCCAGGUGCUCCUGAGCUGGGAAAAGUUAACCAUGUCAUUGUGGCGGAUGAAGCUUUUCCGCUGAAACCAUAUCUCCUCCGGCCAUACCCUGGACGCCGCCUCCCCACAGACAAGAGAAUUUUCAAUUAUCGUUUGUCUCGGGCACGGCGCAUCUCUGAAAAUGUAUUUGGCAUCCUCAGUCAACGCUUCCGGGUUUUCCAAAGAACUUUACAGAUUCAACCAAGUGUUGUUGACAAAGUUGUCAAAGCUGCUUGUGCAUUGUGCAAUUAUUUGCGCCCAAACGGAAAUGACCAGAAUCAUGCCACAGAGGAUGACCAUGAUUGUGAGCAAACACUACAAGGCUUUGAACAUUGUAGGGGGCAGCGGGCAUCUGUGGAGGCACAAAAUGUCCGAGAACUGUACAAAGAGUACUUCAACGCACCAGCAGGAGAAGUUGCUUGGCAGUAUGACCAUGUGAACCAUGGUCUGGGGAACAGAUAAAAACAAACUGUAAAUUUGAGCCAUGUUCAUUACAUUUUCCAUUGUGAAAACCGCUAGUGUAUGUGUAUAUAUAUACAAUUUCUGUGAACUUGAAUACACUAUCAAAUCUAUUGCAUCUGAUUCUUCAUUAAUUAAUAUGGCAGAGUUAUUAUAAAUCCUCCUUCUGGUUCAGCGCCACUGUUUCUUUCCAUUAAAAAUUAAGGUUUAUUUGUUUGGUUUUGUUUUGUGUAUAUUCCUUUUUUUGGGGGGGGGUUUGUGUCAUUAUAAUUUUCAGUGACUUUUUUGUAUAUUUUGUUGUACAAUUUUGUUUUAUUGAUUGGUGUACUACUGUAUGGGAGGACUUACUUUGGUUUGUGUGAUAUUUGGUUUGUGUGUUUCACGUAUGGUUUGAUAUUUUUUUAUUCAUUUUUUUGGGUUUGUGUUUCCUCCCAUAUGGUGGUUAUCCAGUUAUGAUUCAAGUUGAUUUCAUUUGUUUUACUGUGGGUACUAUAAUUGUUGUUUUUAUAUCAUCUGCUAAUUUCUAAUUUGGUUGACUUUAUUCAUUUAUUGUAUUUUCAUUUUUUUGUGUGAUAUUCAGUUGAUUUGAUUGAUCCUGACUUGUUUUGUAUAUUGUUUAAUGUUUUUUUUGUUUUGACUUAUUUGUUUUUCAACUUUACAUCUUAAUAUCAAUAUUGCUGCGGAUUAGAUUAAUUCAACUAAAUAUUAAAAAUAUAAUUGGGUCCCCUACCCAAGAAAAGUGGGGGUGGCGUAGUCAAAUUGGUCAACAUUUUUAAUAGCCAUAUAUUUUAGGUCACAUUUUGGCUCACCACAGCAAAUUAAAUAUUUUUGAUAUAACAUGUUCUGUCAAAGUUUUUGCAAAAUGUAAAGUAUUUGGUCACUUCAAGAUAUACUUAUUUACAGCUCAAUUUAAUUGUAUUUUUGAAAAUGUGUAUUUUUAAUAAACAUUUUUACAAGCA